AUGGCUGUUGAUUCAUCUGCCUCGAUUGGAAGGUUUGAACCUGGACUGCCGCGAGAAAAAACGGAACUCUUUUCAAUCCUAAUUUCUGCAACAAGUAACUGCUGCAUAAUCAUUUACACUAGUCAAAAUGUUUUUGUUUUUCUUUAUCCAUUUCCAUUGUGUCAAGGUUUUCGAUACAAAAACAGUACAGAAAACCGUUCUGAUUUCGCACACGGACCGUGUCCAGCGGACAUCUUCUGCACUGUUCCAGGCCGCUUAUCGCUGCUCAGCUCAACUUCAAAGUACAAAGUCACUGUGGCUGAGGUUCAACGACGCUUGUCCCCGCCCGAAUGUCUGAACGCAUCACUUUUGGGCGGUGUUUUGAGAAGAGCCAAAUCCAAGAAUGGCGGACGUUCGUUACGAGAUAAACUGGACAAAAUUGGACUCAAUUUACCAGCCGGACGUCGUAAAGCGGCCACCGUCACAUUGCUGACAUCGUUGGUUGAAGGUAAUUACAUCUGA
Messenger RNA from Echinostoma caproni, 501 nucleotides. Lineage: Eukaryota; Metazoa; Platyhelminthes; Trematoda; Plagiorchiida; Echinostomatidae. The record is from the annotation of a GenBank genome assembly.